Molecule: messenger RNA, 1065 nt
Organism: Mauremys mutica (yellowpond turtle)
Lineage: Eukaryota; Metazoa; Chordata; Testudines; Geoemydidae
Gene: UTP11
Product: UTP11 small subunit processome component
Exons: 8
Coding region: 102-863 (253 amino acids)
Biological process (GO): rRNA processing
Cellular component (GO): small-subunit processome; nucleolus
Source: RefSeq, a predicted model, not a curated record
AUCUGCGCGUGCGCAGCCCGAGUGUCUGUCCCCGAGCGCUGCGUGCAGCAGGGAGGCCGCGCCGCGCCGCGCCGGCCCGAUCCAGCCGCGCCCCCAGCGCCAUGGCGGCCUCCUUCCGGAAAGCGGCCAAGGCCGGGCAGCGGGAGCACCGGGAGCGCGGACAGCCCCGGUUCCGCAGGCAGCUGGGCCUCCUGGAGAAGAAGCGGGAUUACAAGCGCCGAGCCGAUGACUAUCACAAGAAACAGAAUGUGCUCAAAGCACUUCGCAAGAAAGCCCUGGAGAAAAAUCCUGAUGAGUUUUAUUUUAAAAUGACCCGUGUGCAGCUCCAGGAUGGAGUUCAUGUAAUUAAGCAGCCAAAGGAAGAGGUGACCCAGGAACAGCUGAAGGUGAUGAGGACACAGGAUCUCAAAUAUGUAGAAAUGAAAAGAGUGGCAGAGGCCAAGAAAAUCGAAAGGAUGAAAUCAGAGCUCCACCUGCUGGAUGCUCAGGGGACGCAAUCAAACAAGCACGUGUUCUUUUUUGAUACCAAAAAAGAAGUUCAAGAAUUUGAUGUUGCAACUCACCUGAACACAUCCCCAGAGCUAGUGGACAGAGUGUAUAACCGACCUACCAUUGAAACCCUGCAGAAGGAAACAGUAAAAGGAGCCACUCACCCUGCCCAUUUAAAGAAAUUAGCCCAACAAAGGAAGCACCAGUACAGCCUCCUGAAACAGCGCAUUGAGCGUGAAAAGAUGAUGUUUGUUAUUGCUCAGAAAAUCCAGGCACGCAAAGAUCUCUUGGACAAAACUGCCAAAGUGAAGGUGAAGAAAGAAACCGUAAAUAGCCCAGCUGUUUACAAAUUCAAAUUCCAACGGAAACGUUAAUUUUUCUGUGAAAUAGUUUUUGACGUCCUCAUGUAGAUCUAAUUGACAUAACGAAUAUGUUUCUUCUUGUGGAGAAGUGCUGGUAUUUUGUCAGUAUCAGGCUUAUUUCCACUGCAGUUUAAUGUUUUGUCAAAGUAAGCCUUAUGGGUAUUUGUAACUAUAACACCUUCUAUUUAAUAAAUCCAAGAAGAUUUCUGCUUCA